CCUCUGUGGAUUCACCUCUUAGAUAGCCAGAGGCCUUGUGCGAGAGACCCUUGACCAGGUGACUGGGAGCAAAACUUCCUCACAGCACAUCUUGGAGUGGGACAGAGAAAGAGGGAAACCAUAUCCAAUCGGAAAUGUUGGAGAGGCUUCGGAUCCUCAUUCAAAAUAGGAAUGCCACCGUUGGGUCCCCAGAAGAGGGUAAGAGCUGUGGACCAGAAAGGGGCCCUGCGGUGUCUUCAAGUUCCUUACCCAAGUGUGGGCAGAGCACAAGCUUUUGCAGGACACAGACCAUCAUCCAGGAAUCCAAAGGUCAGAGCAAAACACCUUCAAAACUCUGGGGCUUCAGUUUCUGCAGAGCAAACAAGGAAGUUUCCAUCGGAGAUGGGGAGAAGGUACGGGCCCUCUGGGACUGCUGCAAGAACUGUAAAAUUAGCCCCCACAGCUCUAAACCUCCAGAGGGAAAGCCCCCACUCCCGCCGCCGCUGCCACCACCACCCCAGCUGGGUUCCAGACCUAACAGGCUCGAGGCCCAUAGUUGGAUGACUCAUCACUCCGCCACACUGAGCAACAUCACCGCGGAUAGCAGUGCGUUAUCUGACACUGCAGCUUCAACAGUAGACACCCUGGACUCUGCGACUACCUCAAUCCCAUCAAUACAUUCAGGGCAGGACAGCCUAUUGGAUGUGGAAAUCAUCAUGAACAGCAUGCAAUGUGCUCACAGAGGAGAAAAGAUGGCCUUCAACAACAGCGAGGAGAACAUUAGCUUUCUUCGUGCUAUUUCAGCAAGUUGCUUGGAGGCCCGGAAGAGUGGCAAAGACACCUUGGACCUUCCCUACACGAAGGCUGAGCUGGCAGAGGCACUCGUGAUGGUGAUGGAGACACUGCCAGGCCACUCUGUGCCAUCUGGAACCCUGUCAUACUCUAUGGUCACUGCGUAUAACCUUAGUAAAAUAAAGCCUCCACUUGAUUCUGAGCUGGAGUCCUGCAUCUUACGGUUGGCUCUUCAUGGCAUUUUCAGCAUGGAAAUAGAACAAGAAAGUUCUCAUAGUCAGCAGGCUCUGUACAAAUCAUCCUCAGACACAAUGGAAACUAUGCUGAAGGGGCUGCUGUAUGAAGUUCCAACCACAAGCCAUCUCCUGUUUAUAUUAAAGCACAUCAACUUCUGGAUUCAUUCACCAGAUGUACAAGAGAGAGCCCGGGCCAUGAGAUGCAGCACUGUGUUGCUUCAAUAUGCUAUUCAGCUGCCUGAUUUCCAAAAGACAGGUGAACUCCCUGCCUUGGGAUAUCAGGUGGCUCAGUAUGGAAUCUGCAUCACAGAUCCAUUAGAAGAUGUGAACCAUCAGGCCCGGGAAGCCAUCAAGUGCCUUUAUCAGCUGCUGCUUCAUCACAUGGGGCUGAGUCCCAAAGAGGGAGGAGAGCUGUGGUGCCGGCAAUCAGAAGAGACGAAGCUGCAAGCGUAUAUGGAUACCUGCAGGGUGGGUGAGCUGUUCAGGAAGAUCUUCACAGAAGAUCAGAAGAGAACCUUUCUGCAGACAUCUUUGCUCUCCAUGUAUGAUCCAUUAAGGAGACGGAGUGAGGCUGGGGUCCUCCUAGGAUAUUCUCUCCUGGGGAAGGCAGACAGAUUAAUGGGGGAUAAGGCAGAAGACAUGGAAAGAAAUAUAUACGAGCAGCUCUUCAAGCUUCGGACACUCCGGCAGGUGCCAGAAGCACUGCAAAGCAUUAUUCCAAGUAAAGUCGAUAAUGAUGCUUGAUGGUUAAGAACAGCUCAAACACCUGCAACAAUGCUGCUUCAGGCAGGAAGAUCAAGAGAGCAGAAGGCUAGGCUUAGCAGUAUGUUUCCAUCUGGUCUCCGGUUCCUCUUAGGCAAUGCGUCUCUAGAAAGCCCCAAAGGUCCACCAAUAUCACUAAAGAAGCCAGAAAGCAGUUUCUGCCCACAGCUUCUUCUGUGCUGCAUGUCAGCUGAUGCAUCACAUAGACAUCAGUGGCUCCAAUUGCCAAUAGAAGGAAGAAACCAGCUGGGGACGCAGUAUUCCAUUGGGACAAUCAUUCAGAGGGCAGAACCAGAACAUAAAUGUCUUUUUAAAUACCUAUAAUUAAAUGAGAAUAGUGAUUUCCCCAUCUUCUGGUUAAACUGCACUUCUUUCUGUGGAUCGUUUUUCAUGGAUGCUAGCUUGCACUUUGAUGUUUUCUGUGGCCUGACCUGUAUCACUCUCUAAAGCAGCACUCCUGUAAACCAGUGUAAAUGAAGUAAUAUCACUCGCAAUGAGAAGAAGACUGUGUUUGGAUAUAAACACAAAAGAAUGGAUACAUGGAAACAGAAAGGUGGCAAAGAUGAAAUAAAUAAAAGGUAGCAAGUACAUCUGGAAGUGAAUCGGUUAUUCUAGAACAAUUCAGUCACUGUUGUAU
Pogona vitticeps (central bearded dragon) is the source of this 2406-nucleotide messenger RNA. The record is from RefSeq and is a predicted model, not a curated record. Lineage: Eukaryota; Metazoa; Chordata; Lepidosauria; Squamata; Agamidae.